AUGGCGACUUGGGAUGUUCGUAGUCCCCACGAUCUUCGCUCGUUGAGCGAGAUCAGCAAGGUGGAUGCCUUAGCCCAGGCGAUGAAAUCCCUGCGUAUGACUUGUUGUUAUGAGGAUUAUCAUGACAAUCCUGUCGCUCUCAGAGCCGAAGCAGAUUAUCGACAUCAUAAAGCAACCAAAGAAGGCACUGAACGGACGCUCUCGGCUCAGGACAGAUUCCGGAUGCAACGCAGAACCGCCCUGUUGGAAAGGUUCGCGCACCCUUCAAUGCUUUCAGAAGAGACGGAAAACGACAUAGCAGCUGGGGGCAGGAACUACGCAGAGCGCCUCAGGUUUGAGACCCCUUCAGAGGAGAAAGUGGGUUGGUUGAGAACGAUAGUUCUACCUGAUCUGGAGUCGCGCUGGCAAAAACUGAAAGAGGAAAACAAGUCCAUCUUCGGGAACGUAUGGACCUCUUCCUUGGUAUCCCCCAGAUUAUAUGGGGCGCAUUACGAUGCCGUCGCCGAAUACGUCUUAGCAAAAGAGGGGUUGAUAACCACCAUCGCGAAUAGUUUAUCCCGAUUCAAGCAAUUACACACUUUCAACUUCCUUGAACCCGAUAUCGAUGCCUGGAGCCGUUACGAAACGCUGUUCAAGGAAGUUGGUGAAGAGCACGGCCGCUCGCAGGGAUGCCGGAGCCCAUACGCCAGGGGCUCAAAGCGAGACGCAAACUCGGAGGCCAUCGCAUACAACGGGAUGAUGAUCGGCCUCGACGUUGCACUUCGAGCUGUACAGCGAGCUGAAAUCCGCCCAACAAGCUUCGCAAUGCCAGUACCUAGUAUCGGAUUCCAAUCUUUCAAGACCACCGUCUCGAAGUACGUUGUGCGCGAGGUUCUUACACACACAAACAAGCUGUGUCUCAACCACCUAUCGUUAAGAUUCCUACGUAUUGCGGAAAGUAUCGACGACAGACCCACCUUUGGAAAUACCUUCGGGUCGUCUCCCCCACCGCUUCACACCGAAAUACUCUUAACGAAUGAUAGCUUCCCCAGCCUACGCGACCUGACUUUAUAUCUUAACCAGGUCAGAUCUGAGAACGAACCGGGUCCAAACAUCCAGGACUGCAAGGCAGCAGAACUUGAAUCCCUAACCAUUCGAUUCGACCCCCGAUUUGAAGCAUCGGCAAAUGGUCUUCUAUGGCACCAAGACUGUUUGAAACACUUCCACCAGAGUCUCAAACACCUGACUGUUGUUAACGCUUUUUGCGGCAACUGGAACAAUUUUCUCCGCGACAUCGCAAAGGCUCAGCUGGAGACAUUGGAUAUUGUGAUUGAGGAUGAUGUUCUCGGGAUGGUUAGGACGAAAGUGCCGUCGUUCGACGACGUGGAGAACGGGAUGGUGUGUGUUCAGGAGCGGUUUAAGAAGGCCGCGGAGAAGGUGGAGGUUAGGCCGGAUUGGGUUUUCGAUCUUGUCAAGCGGGUGUGGAAGAAUCAGGAUGACAUUGUUGAUCGGUUGCUUGAGGAUAGUGAUGAGGAGGGGGCGUUUGAUUGGGAAGAGGAUGAUGAUGACGAUGAGUAG
This is a messenger RNA of Alternaria ventricosa, 1557 nucleotides long. RefSeq lists its product as uncharacterized. The transcript is spliced from 2 exons. Lineage: Eukaryota; Fungi; Ascomycota; Dothideomycetes; Pleosporales; Pleosporaceae. The coding region runs from base 1 to 1557 and encodes 518 amino acids. The record is from RefSeq and is a predicted model, not a curated record.